Drosophila pseudoobscura is the source of this 3929-nucleotide messenger RNA. Its product is annotated as RNA pseudouridylate synthase domain-containing protein 2-like. The transcript has 11 exons. Gene Ontology annotation, biological process: enzyme-directed rRNA pseudouridine synthesis. NCBI's taxonomy places the organism in Eukaryota, Metazoa, Arthropoda, Insecta, Diptera, Drosophilidae. The record is from RefSeq and is a predicted model, not a curated record. The coding region runs from base 413 to 2653 and encodes 746 amino acids. Gene Ontology annotation, molecular function: pseudouridine synthase activity; RNA binding.
UUGUAACUCACAAAAGUCUCCGGCCUCCCAGUAAUCUUUCUGUCAUAAGCACGUCGGGCGCGGACAACGAAACAACAGAAAUUUAGUAUUGUGUUAACUUGGUUGGUUCAAAAGGCCCGCGCGUGUUAUACCAAAAGCAGAUUGACGGCUUAAAAUAGUAUAAAUAUGACAUAGUGAUAGAAUUAAUAAGUUUAGUUGCAUCGUGAUAUAAUUUCAAUUUCAUGGACUGUUCACGGACCCAAAGAAACCAAAAUAAACAACUAAAUAGGAUAUUUUUUAAAAUAAACCGAUGAUGUUUUGAGUGCAAUUACGUCAAACAAAAGAUAUCCUUGUUUUUUCUUUUGAUUAAAUAAGUACAUACAUAAGUACAAAAUCAAACAACUCCCGCUUACUUCUGAGAACGAGUUACAAAAUGCAGAACACCCAAACGUCCUGCGCGUGGUAUCUGCCAUGGUCUCUGGCCGCGCAGCAGCAUCAGCAGAAAAUAAUGCAAAUACAGUCGCCUUUUUUGGAUAAAAUGGGAGCUUCGACGGUGGGAGGUAUUUUCGCAACUCAGCCUCAAGUCCAGCAGCAGCUCUCGCCAAAUACAGCAGCUGCUCCUCCGUCGAACUAUCAGCAGCCGACUUUGCAUCCCAGCGCAGCCGCCGGAACCCACUUCCCAAUGAGUUCCGCAUAUAAUUUUGGGCCAACAUUACUGAGUGCAACCCAGGUGGCGAGCUACCCAGGACAGCUAAAUCCGUGUCCCCAGUCACACCCCCACAGCCACACACAAACUCAUUUGAUGCCAUCUUCCAUGUUCUCGUCCUUGCCUGUGGGUGCAUACUACGCACCAGCACCAGGUGUCUCCGUGGCCCCACAAGAAUCACUUCUGGCAACAGCUGGACAAGGAUUGACCCAUCAGACAUCGUCUCUGUCCAUGCCAGUACAGGCAGCCCCGCGAGCAUCCUCGUCGGCAUGUGCGAUCGUUCAGUCCCUAAAUUGUCUGCCACCAGAUUUUCAUCACCUGUCGUCUAUUAACCUCAACAUGAGCAGCGUAAUUGGACUGAGGAACCAAGGAUCUGCUCUUUCAUCCAUCAAAGUUGUACCAAAUGUUGAAAUGUUGAUUAACAAAAAGAUUACAUCAACCAGGGAGGUCGAAAACGAGAAAGUCAAAAUACCAGAAAAAAGGAAAACCGAUAACAGCGAUACAAUUAAGGAUUUAAAAAAAGCCAAACUUGAAACGAAGGCACUGAAGGCCAAAAGACCCGGAUUUACGGACGAGCGAUAUCAAGAAACGUCUUACUAUAUUGAAAAUGGUCUUAGAAAGGUCUACCCGUACUACUUCACCUUCACAACUUUCACAAAAGGACGAUGGGUGGGAGAAAAGAUUCUGGAUAUAUUUUCACGGGAGUUUCGCGCACACCCUUCUGAAGAGUACGAACGUUGUAUCCAAGCAGGCACAUUGACAGUCAACUUCGAGAAAGUCCCUAUUGACUAUCGACUAAAACACAACGAUCUUCUCGCUAAUAUAGUACACAGACACGAAGUUCCUGUGACAUGUCAACCAAUUAAAAUUGUGCAUAUGAAUGAGGACCUUGUAGUUGUAAAUAAGCCUGCAUCAAUACCUGUCCACCCUUGUGGCCGCUAUAGGCACAAUACUGUGGUUUUCAUACUCGCCAAGGAAUUUAACCUCAAGAAUCUGCGCACAAUUCAUCGGCUUGACCGGUUGACAUCUGGCCUAUUACUGUUCGGACGGAGCCCAAAGAAGGCAAGACAAAUGGAGCAGCAAAUUCGCAAUAGACAAGUAGAAAAGGAGUAUAUAUGUAGAGUGGAGGGAAUUUUUCCAGACGAAAUCGUGGAAUGUAAGGAGCCCAUUGAGGUAGUAAGUUACAAAAUUGGCGUGUGCAAAGUAUCGCAACGAGGGAAAGAUUGUACCACCACUUUCCAAAAGAUUUCACAGAACGGAAAAACUAGUGUUGUACUGUGCAAACCACUUACUGGAAGGAUGCAUCAGAUCCGUGUACAUUUGCAAUAUCUAGGCUAUCCAAUUCUUAACGAUCCUCUAUACAAUCAUGAAGUCUUCGGCCCUUUAAAAGGGCGUUUCGGGGAUAUCGGUGGAAAGUCAGACGAUGAGCUUAUAAGAGAUCUCAUUAACAUCCACAAUGCGGAGAACUGGUUGGGAAUAGAUUAUGAUUCCGAUAUAUCUAUAUUUAAGAGUUCUAAGGACGAAACAGAUGGAGAGAGCCUGAGCAGCGAUCAAACUUUCGUUGUUCAGCAUAGCGACGAUGACGUGGGCCUAAAUUCACGCGAAACUACUCCGCCUUGCAUAGAACCUUCCCGAGCUGAAGUGGUCGCUAAAAAAUUAGAGCCUCCCAACUUUCCAAAGGAAUUUUCAUGCACUGAUCCGAAGGAUCCUACCGAAAUUUCGUCAGUACUGCAGGCACCCGAUACUAUCCUCGCUGUCGACGGUGGCAAUGUGGAUGUUGGGGUUAAGCUAAAUAAAAUCACAACAGAUCCACAUUGCUAUGAGUGCAAAGUGCACUACCGUGAUCCAAAGUCUAAGGACCUUAUCAUGUAUCUGCAUGCCUGGAAAUACAAGGGUCCUGGAUGGGAGUAUGAAACUGAAUUUCCUGUUUGGGCUCGCACAAAUUGGGAGAACUCAGAGUGUACUUAAGCAGCAAUAAUUAAUUUCAUAUCUGUUCAAAUAACCUUGUAGAGUUUUGACAUAAUGUUGGCAAAGCACAGAAGAAAGUAUCUUUAAUCACACCUAGUACAUGACAUCUCAUAAGGAUGGCAACAUGUGUCCGUCUGUCAGCUUCUAGCUUCUGUCAGUUAAAGCUUUCUAGCUGAAACUUUUCACAAAAUAUGUUUUUGUGGGAGGAAAUUUCCUGUUUAUGAAUGUGAAGCAAUAUCAUGUAUUUUUAUAGCCAAGUCAAAUUGCCUAAAUAUCGGAUGAAUGUAUUAGCUGAUAUUGCAAAGAUAUAUCUGCAAAGGUAUUACAUGCUUCGGUCCCCGAAGUUAGCCUUCCUUUGAUUUUUUAAGUUUAUAUACAUAUGUACGUACAUUGUACAUAAUAAUUUACGGUAAUCUUAGAGAUACAUAAAUAUACAUAUGCAAAUGUAUUUGAACUAGUAUGAAUUUAGUAUAUAUAUACAUAAGUACAUAUGUAUACCAUGCAACUCGAAGUCAGGGGUCGGCAAGCAUAUUUGCACAUGCUUUUAGUGCGUUUGUGUGCGUAGACAGUCGGCAAAACGGAACAAUGUAUUGAUGCAAACCAGUGUUAUGCAGCUGUACGUUAGCGCCAGCACACCUUCCUAUGCACAUAAGAUAGGGGCCUGCCGACCGCUGCUCUUAAUAAACAUGAAUGGGUCCAACUGGGUCCAAUAAGCCAAUAGAACAAAGUUAACGGAAAUUCUAAAUAUUAGAAAAUUCAAAAUGUGCCUUUAUGAUUGAAUGUACAUAUGUGUUGAUACAUUUUACAAUUGUAUUGUAUUUAUAUAUACAUAUACAUAUAUAAAGACAUUUGUUUAUAGUCAAUGUGGGUAUAAAAAGCUCAUUGAUAUAAUCUGCCAGUUUACUUUUGCGUAGGCAUUACAAAUGAUACUUAUCUUAUUUUAAAACCCCAGAAGUUUCAAAUAAACCAAAAAGUGGAUGAGCUGAAAAGACAUGUAACACAAUAUCAAGCUUUUAUUGCAGACGAUAUGCAAUCACAUACUAUAUACAUUGUAUAUGUAGAUUAUAAGGUAUGGCCAGUUUCUUAAUUUCACUGACUACUAAUUUUGCCUCAAUGUAAUCUUAGCAGAAGAAGCAUUAUCUUUAGUUUCAUUUUAAAGGCAGCUCUGACCAUUAAUAAAUAUUUUGGAUCACAACGCCACGCCAAGUCGAUAUAACUCUAAUAUGUACAUAUUUCUUUGUUUUUCUGUUUGCCCGUCUAUUUCUGGGAAGUAAAA